AAAUAGGCCUUUCUAGAAGAAGUUUUUCCUAUGUUUUGAAGAACUGGAUGUUGAAAGAUAUGGGCUUGGCAAUUUACUACAGCAGUUUGAUACCUCAGCCACGACUGAAGUCAUUGAAGAUUAGAGCUGUAGAUGCUUAUGAAUCUGUGGUUUUGCGAUCGCAUGUUCUGGAAAGAGUGGAUGAGGAGCUGGUGAAGGGGAAUGAGAGGGCUGCUCUGUCUCUUGUCAAGGAUUUGCAGGGAAAGCCUGGGGGGCUCCGGUGCUUUGGUGUGGCGAGGCAGGUACCCCAGAGACUCUACACCUUGGAUGAACUAAAGCUCAAUGGCAUUGAGACAUCAUCCCUUCUAUCACCAGUGGACACGACACUCGGUUCAAUUGAAAGAAAUCUUCAAUUUGCUGCAGUUUUAGGAGGGCUUUCUGCAUGGGUUCUAUUUGGUCUUAAUCAGCUACAAAUUCUAUUGUUAUCUGUGGGAUUUCUGUUUCUAUGGUCGGUUGACCUGGUUGUUUUUGGUGGAGGGGUGGGUAGUUUGGUGCUUGAUACAAUCGGCCAUACCAUCAGUCAGAAGUAUCAUAAUAGAGUUAUUCAACAUGAAGCUGGUCAUUUCCUAAUAGCUUACUUGCUUGGAGUUCUUCCAAAGGGAUAUACAUUGUCAAGUUUGGAAGCUUUGAAGAAGGAAGGAUCCCUAAAUGUGCAGGCAGGGACAGCUUUUGUGGAUUUUGAGUUUCUCGAAGAAGUCAAUACUGGAAAAGUAUCUGCCAAGACAUUGAACCGAUUCUCAUGCAUAGCACUGGCAGGUGUUGCGACAGAGUACCUUCUAUUUGGAUAUUCUGAAGGAGGCCUUGCUGAUAUUGACAAGUUGGAUGGAUUGCUUAAAGGUUUGGGCUUCACCCAAAAGAAAGCUGAUUCUCAGGUGAGGUGGGCUGUACUUAAUACGAUCUUAAUUUUACGACGUCAUGAAGGAGCUAGAUCAAAGCUCGCGAAGGCCAUGUCUUUAGGAACGUCCGUGGGCUUUUGCAUCAACACUAUAGAGGAAUCCAUCGACAGUGGGGAUGUAUAAUGCGACGAAUGUUAGUUCCAGACUGCCAUCUUCAAGACGACGAGUUCCUGCAUUGAUACAACAGAUAAAGCCAUGGAUGGUUUAGGUAUGUAUAACAAGAGGAAUGUUAAUUCCAAUAUGGCACCACAAGCCUCUAUGGCAUGCAUGUGGGAUCUGGUACGUUCGUCAGAGAGUUUCCUCGGCAUGUCUCCUUCGCUGAAAGAUCAGAUCAGACUGCCCAUCAGGUCAGCAACACACACACAUUGAAUGUAAACCAUUGGAUAUGGUUUUCCAACUUUCCAUUCCCUUGUACA
Magnolia sinica is the source of this 1351-nucleotide messenger RNA. RefSeq lists its product as uncharacterized. The transcript has 7 exons. NCBI's taxonomy places the organism in Eukaryota, Viridiplantae, Streptophyta, Magnoliopsida, Magnoliales, Magnoliaceae. The coding region runs from base 48 to 1058 and encodes 336 amino acids. The record is from RefSeq and is a predicted model, not a curated record. Gene Ontology annotation, biological process: proteolysis. Gene Ontology annotation, molecular function: ATP-dependent peptidase activity; ATP binding; metalloendopeptidase activity.